CGAUACAGACGAAGGUAUGUCUGGAGCUGGACACCCAUUUGCACAGCCAAAGCCUUCCCAAGGACGUGAAGUUUGAACACACAGUUGAGAAUUCGUAAUGUAAUCUUCGGGCAUCAAACGUCUGCGUUCCGGAAGCGGUUCACCUGUCUGCAGAUAGUGAAAUGUAAAUCUAACGAUAUUAUUAGCAAGGACGACAAUGUCAAUUGAGCCUGCGUAAAUUUUCAGUUCCAAAACCUAACUUCGGACCAUUUCAAAUGCCUCAUUUUUGCCAACGAUUUUUUUUUUCUGUAGAAGACUGAACCACUGCGACGAUUGAUAGUAAAUCUAUUGCGGUAUGCCACCGCCUCUGGGUGCAUUUAAUUUGGCGGAUAACUAUUUUUGAGUUGAUGUCCAAUUUGAUUUGCACAUAUAUCACAGUCAGGCACCACACUUCGAAUGAAGUAUAAUAUCUCAGAAGGGCUUUCGUUCCAUAUGUCGGAAGGACUUAGGAAUCCUUCACCGAUUCGCACACGCACAUUCGCAGAGCAGGUGCUCCGAGAUUUCGUUCUCAGGUCUGCAGAAGUGGCACCUCUCAUCAUCGAGUUUGCCUAACUUCUUGAGAUGAUACUUGGACAGUGACCAGUUGAAAGCCCAGUUAUCGUACUUAGGUCUUUUUUGUUGAGGCUGAGUUACUGCACGGUUUUCCCGCUGUUUGGUUUUAUUAUACAUUCCAAUUUUGUCUUAUGACCCUCUCCCACUCAUCAAGUUCCGUUCAUAAACCCCUGAUGAGACGCCACUGAAAGGUUCUGGAGCUAUGAAAUUUCAAGAAGAGCAGUGUCUUGCUCAUGAAUCGGUUUUUUCAUUGCUUCAAUUCCACAGUGUCCCAGUGUCGGGUACCCAGUAUAAAAGAAUCUGGUUUCUUUGUACAAACUACCGAAAUGAAAGAAUGCAUUCCCACACUAGUUUAGCGCUUUGAGUACUGCCUGACUGUCGGAGAAAAUACAGAUAUUUGCAUUUAGGUAAUUCCUCUUAGACAGACUUAUGCAUGUUUAAUAAUUGCAUAGAUAUAAACUCACGACUGCGAAAUGUUCCAAGAACAGGUAAUUGUUCCACAAGUGUUCUAGCGACGGCUGCUCAAUCAGUUUCUCCGUAGUCACCCACAUCAUAGUUCACGAGCUACAACUUGAGUCUUUGAGGAACCGCCAUAUCCGUACGGCUCCAUACCUACCUUGGCUGAACCGCUAAUUUUUGGGCACUGCCAAGAGAAACUAGAAGAAAAUUUGUUCGGGAGGAGAGUCUCUAGAAGAAGCUUUGAACACAUUUCUGACUGUAUGCCGUUCCACUCCAACACCAGACCUCGUUGGGCAGUCACCGGCAGAGAUGGUAGGACCAAUGCGAUCUAAAUUGGCGCUUCUGAAAGCAUCAUUCAACAAUCAAAAGGAUAACCCAUAACUGAGAUGCUUCAAACCAGGUGAUGCUGUGCACGCUCAAGUACAUCUGGUGUCAUCAUCGAGCGCAUAGGAAAGGUCAACUACAAUGACAACUAUUACAACCAGUUGCGAAACCGUAAAAGUACGUUCCUACACGAAAUCACCACUCACUGUUUUCCUCGACGAAUUUGGCCUCCAACGUGAACUCAACGUAGUUGAUGCAGUUAUCCUGUGAAGGCUCCUGCUUCUGGAAAUCCAACUACUGGACAUGAAGAAGUCCGAGAAAUUCCUUCGUUACACUACUACCUACGGCUGAAGAACAACAACCCCUCGAACAAGCCACCCAGGAAGGAAGGAAAUAUUUCUGAGCAGACACCUUCCAGAUUCCAAUGGUAUUGGCUGUUUCAAGGAGGGAGAUCAAGGCAACCAGUGCAAAGUGGUCCUUGAAAGUAGAUUGUAAUGUUACCUUUGGACACAUCAGUCUCCAACCCUCCAAAGCGAAAAAAGCUUCCUCACCUUGGUUCGUGAAACCUUUACACCAGUUUCUAUUCAUCAUGAUUUGCAGUUACAAACGAAGUGAAAAUAUGGGCAAAUGGAAAAGCGUAAAUUAUUACUAGCGAAAUCAGUCGGCAAACUUGGUUAUGCACCACACAAGUAUUUCACCAGUCCUUAGUUUAUUUUUUUAUAUGGGGGGAUGUUUUGUGAUGAACUAAUUAUUUACUAAUAUUUAAUCAGAAUUUUUAUUGUAUGUUCUGCCACAAACGGUGACAUAUCAACACUACAAAGUCCUUAGUUAGUUCCACGAGUUUACACUUCGAGUAAAGUGAAAAUCAAACGGAACUGUCAGAAUAUAAACGCUCGAAAAAUUCAACUUUUCGCCAGCGUUUUUUUUUAUUCACUAGUCUGCUUGAAUAAAAAAAAUAAGCCUUCGAUUUCGUUGGAUCGAUUUGCCUACAGGUCCAAGUGAAGUGAACUCUCAACAAUUUGUGUUUUUCACGCGCGUGAAAAAACGAACAUUUUGUAUGAGAUUUUCACUUGGCUUGGAACUCUUAACAGGGCUUAAGCGAAUAACUUAGUUGUUAAUGUUUUCAGAUGUGAAUAGCUUUUGAAACUUUUCGAAACUAUAUCUUUAGAAGCAGUUGUUUUUACUGUAUCUUUGUAAAGAAACAUCAUAAUUGUCUAAAUAAUGUGGAUCAAUAAGCAAUUUGAUAAAAAAAAGAGCACGAUGCACAGCAUCAAAGCAUCUGAAGACAAUCAGAAAAUUUUUCCAAAGCAAAUAGUUGUGUAGUUUUUGUUUCCAACCAUUUUCGAAUAACCAGCAAUCAUAUUCUUAUUUACUAACACUCACGUCUAUUUACAUUCUCGUUGUUGUUUAACUUUUUUUUGCCCUCAAUCGCUCAAUCACUUAUCUAAAAUACAAUACUUCCACACCAAACAAAAAAUCAAACCACUCAAAUCCGUUCUCAGUGGGUAAGUAUGCUAGCAGCUAGCAUUAGUUUUGUUAAUAUCUUUUUUCCUUCUUUGAUUUUUUUAUUUCCUCUUUUUGUACGUAAAACUGUCGUAAUUUUUGUCCAACGUUCAUUUUGUUCCAAAGCUCAUCAUAUGAAAGAGCACAAUUUCUUUACUUGUAGGUGUUAAAAUUUUGUUUUUUAAAAUUUAAUAGUUCUCAUAUUUCGAUUUUUGCCAUGUGAUUGGUUUCAUUAUUUUUUUUUUAUCUCACAAGAUAUGCUCCCUUCCUCUCAAUUUGUCAUCCAAAAAGAGAAGGAAAUCUUUCUUAUUUUGUUCUUUUCUCUCUCCUUUUUCCUAAAGACAGACCAAUAUUACGAUGAAAAUAUAUUUAACAUAAAGGAAAGGUCGAAGAAGAAACACUCGAAACGAACGGGACACCAUCGCGACGACAGUGAGGAUUCGAACUCGGACUCGGCCAGCUCCGGUGAGGACUCGGACCACUCGGACCGCGAUGAUGAAAAGCGCCACAGAAAAUCCUCCCGCAAGGAUAAGAAAAAGAAAUCUUCCAAAAAGAAGCGAGCAAGGUCACGCUCUCAUUCCCAUGAUAGUUCUACACAAAAAUAUCCGGACAAGAGGCAGGACAAGAGCGGCAAUGCAAAAGAAAAGGAUCGACAGGAGAGUUCGAGUCUAGCUCGAGCUCGGAAUGAUCGUCGGGAGAAUGAGGACAGAAAUUCUCGGCAUCAGUCACAAAAACAACGCGAGCGAAACGACCAUCCUGAACGUGGGAGUAGAGUGGAUUAUUCUGCGAAAGUGAGCGAACGUGGAGAACGACGGAGUCGGUCCCGCAACCGCCGCUGGCAUAAAUCCGUUGACAGAGCAAGAUCAAGGUCAAAAUCUGUCUCUAAAGCUAGAGAUAGAUCUCCAUCACCAUCGAGGACGCGCGAAAGACAUAAUAGGGAAGCAGAAAAAUCGAAAGAUAGAAAAAAGGAUAGAUCACCGAAAAAAUCAGAUGGUGAUAAAAGAAAGGAUAGGAACAAGUCUCGCUCAAGGUCUAGAACACCUAUUAAAAAACGAGAAGAAAUAAAAUCUAGAGAUAGGGUACGAGAUCGCAGCCGAUCCAGAAGUUCGCCCAGAGACGAAACAAAAUCAAAAGAAAAACGUAGAAAUCGUUCAAGAUCAACUAGUAAGAAAAGGACGGAAACAAAAUCAAAAGAAAAACGGCAUGAAAACUCGCCUUCUAUAAGUCGUCAGCGAAACAGGUCCAAAUCCAAAGAACGGAAUCGAAACAAAUCAAAAGAGCGCAGGGAAAGUAAAAAACGUGAUUCCCCUAUUAGAGACAGGAAAAGACAACGAAGUAUUACUCCCGCUAGAAAAUCUAGUGUCUCUCCCGCAAAACCACGCAAGCGAUAUGAAUCGGAAAAACGAUCACGGAGCCGUACGCCAAGACGUAAAGAGCGUCCGAGGUCACCAGUGAACAACAGAAGAGCGAGAUCCAAAUCAACCUCCAAUAUUUACAAAGAACGUUCUUCGAACAAUCGCAAGGAAAAGUCUAAAUCUCCAGUUGAAAAACAAAAGCAUCGUUCAAAAUCUCCCGAUAACAAACGGAAGAAACGAUCGGAAUCACCGGUCAACCGAAAUACUAAACAUUCUAAACCAUCAGAAAGAGAUAGAAGAUCAUCUCCGGAAAUCUCUAAGAGCAAAAAGAGAACGUCUUCAAAAUCACCAACAAGCAAUAAGCCGCGUGGAGGCCAGCAACCCGCUGAUAAAUCUAAAACCAACCGCUCUGGAACACCUGAACAUAAACCCGCCUCGAGGACUCCGCCACCAAACAAGAAACAUACGCACUCACCAACCCCACAAAAGUCGCAGCCCCAAGCUUCCCGUUCGCUCACGGUUAAUAAUAAAAAAUCCAAUACGCCGGAACCGAAGCAGUCUAAAAAUACACGCAGUCGGUCAUCAUCCGCCUCUUCCGGAUCCACAUCGUCCGAUCUGAGUUAUUCACCCGCCCAACGGGACCCUGACAGAUAUCGUGACAUACUCGAAAAGGCUACGAAACAAAAAAAAAUUAAAACAUCUCGAUCUCCAUCCAAGGGAAAGCAUAACUCAUCGUCUUCCCGUUCGCCCCGCUCUCCAGAACGGGUGACAAAACAAUGCAGUCCUCCUCCGAGCCAUGCGCAGCAGCAACAUCGAGAAUGCACACCGUCGUCGUCACCUCCGGCCCGACAGGAAACGAUUUCUCGCUCAAGAUCUUCGUCAAAGAAACGCGAACAUGGAACACCUCCGCUGGUAAAUGCACCGACAAUGAGCAAGAAACCGAAAGCUCGAUCACGUUCGCCAGCGAUGAAAAAACGUAGAGAUUGCACACCACCUCCGAUUCCGCCACCUAAAUCGAGCGACGCCAGGCCAUCUGCUCCCAAACAGGAUCGAGAACAAACUCCUGAGCACAGCAGAAGAGAGAGUGCCAGUCGUGUGCGAACCCAUUCUCCAGAAACGAGAAGCAAAUCGCCGAAACAUUCGCCCCCUUUAACGAACGAUAAACCCAAGUCAGCCAAAAAAUCUAAGAAAAAGGUACCGCACGUAGUGCAACCAGUUGUGAAACUUCAAUCUCCAGCCUCGUCAUCGUCAGAUUCGGAAAACUCCAAUACGCAAGAUCAACCUAACAAAUCCAACAGGAAAGAUCGGUCUGAUCAUUUGGAUGCGUUCCUACCGUCUUACGGAGACAACCGCGAAGACAAAGACCUCUGUCUGCUGAAUGCGUUGAAAAACGAUUUAGCCGCUAAGGCAAAGCAAUGUCUUGAAAAGAAAAAAUCCGUUUCGGAAAUGUCCAGCAAGGGUGAUCCUUCGGAGGUAGGUCCUCCACGGGUGGGCGAAAGUCGUGAACGUAGUAUUCAGAUUCAGCAGUCCAAAACGGCUGCUAACCUAGCAGCCGUCAACACGGUCACCGCGGUUGGUAGUGGUAGAGGAAUCGAAUUCAGUACCGAGCCUCAGGCUCCGCAGACGCAGGAGCCCCCUAGAAAGAAGGACUCCCCCGUCCACAGUAAUCACAGCGGUGGGAACAGUGCUGGCGUUGACACGCUCAGCAGCUGUAUGAAAACCAACCAGAUCAAGAAAGAUAUCCACGAUAUUUUAACCACUGUCAGUGCAUGCCGCAUGGAGGAUAACAAAAGCAACAGCGUUGCUGUAAGUCUGGCCAAAAGUACGAUUUUGAGCGCAGUUGAUAGCAUUUUGAAAGAGAAAAUUUCCGGCGCUAUUGAAGCGGCAAACCCAAGAAAGUCCCGCAGUACUUCCAAAUCACGAUCGAGGUCACGUUCCAGAUCUCAUAGAUCCCGUAGCUACAGCAGCUCCAGUUCCAGCUCUCGCAGUUCCCGCUCGCGCAGUCGUUCAUCUCGAUCACGUUCGCGAUCCAGUCGCGACAGCAGUCACUCCCGCUCGCACAGCAGCACGUCCCGUUCCCGGUCCAGAACGCCACCUCCGCGCCGUUCUCGCUCGCCAUCAAUACCACGUCGAGCCGGUUCUCCCAGUUUCCUAGACAGACGCCGAAUCACCAGUGCCAGGAAACGUCCAAUCCCAUAUCGUCGGCCGACUCCGUCGUCUCAAUCGAGUGGCAGCAGUUACAACAGUUGCAGCCGCUCACGAUCUCGAAGUCGUAGCAAAAGUGGUUAGAUCUGUUGACUAUCGCCACGAUGAAAAAGAAAUUGUAUCGAAGCUCGAUCCGUGCGACUGUCGAGAGUAUUUUAAGGUACACAAAUGAAAAAUCAAAAACAAUCAAUUGAAAGCAAGCAUCCGGCUACCAGAUGAUGGUAAUAAUAACUAAUAUUAUUAACCGAGAUACUCAUUAAGUUUCAAACUGAUUUUAACUAGUCACCAAAACAUAUUCUCUCUCAAAACUUUACAACAUUCCAACUAACAAACUUCUCCGAAUUUUGGGCUUUAUUGAGGUUCCUUAAAGCUUUGAGUUUCCUUAAAGCUUUCUGGAAUUGAUCUUGAUUCUUUCCAUCUAGUCAUUCUUUUAGGUGCAAUGGAACACAUAUAAUAUCGAUUUUAUUACUACUAGUCAAAUACGUCUAAUUUAUUUAUUUAUUCUAAAGACCUAAUCAUUUUCAUCGCUAGUUUAACUCAUAUCAUUUUGCAAAACAUGAAUUUCGUUGUCAUAAAGAUUAACUAGUAUUCAAUGGUAAAUACAAUGUGAUUAACAGAAUACAUUAA
Messenger RNA from Wyeomyia smithii (pitcher-plant mosquito), 7064 nucleotides. RefSeq names its product SRRM2 protein homolog rsr-2 (gene Srrm234). The record is from RefSeq and is a predicted model, not a curated record. Lineage: Eukaryota; Metazoa; Arthropoda; Insecta; Diptera; Culicidae. The transcript has 6 exons. The coding region runs from base 3135 to 6521 and encodes 1128 amino acids.